UCGGAGUUACUUGUCACAAAAAUGAAUGUAUCAUGAUACAUCUAAAUUAAAAAGGACAGCUAGGAGUAAUUGAAGCCAGUUUCCACAAGAAAAGAAGAAGAAAAGAAAGCCAGUCAACAAAACAAAACUAGUGAUUUCCCGCCAUAUAGUACAAAACAAAUGACCAUGGCUAAAUCCAGGUGUUGCGGACAUAGCAUGUCAUCCUGGAACAUGAAAUCCAGGUGUUGCGGACAUAUCAUGAGCGAUGGGUAGCCCGUCGCCGCCCGGCGCCUCGCACGGCCUGUUCGGGUCGAGCGGCGUCGGCGGGUUCGGCUACGGCCUCGCCGUCUCCGUCGGCAUCCUGCUCGUCGUCUCCACCGUCGCCUUCGCUGUCUACCUCUGCUGCGCCCGCGCCUCGUCCACGCCGGUGGCUGACGCCCGCGGGGUUCCGGCGCCGGCGCCGCCCCGCCACGACGUCGAGCUCGGCGGCAUCGACGCGGCGACGCUGGAGGCGUACCCGGCGGUGGUCUACAGGGAGGCGAGGAAGCCGGCGUCAGUGGAGCAGCAGGAGGCGUGCUGCGCCGUGUGCCUGGAGAGGUACGCGGACAGCGACAUGGUCCGGGUGCUGCCGGACUGCGGUCACCUGUUCCGCCGCGGGUGCGUCGACCCCUGGCUCCGGCAGCGGCCCACGUGCCCGGUGUGCCGGACCUCGCCUCUGCCCAGCCCCGUGCCCACGCCUCUCGCCGAGGUGACGCCGCUGGCGCUGGCGAGGUAAGGCCGGCGUGAGGCGAUCGAGCGCAUGGUGUCUGUCCGCGGACAUGGCGUUCUUCAACUCUUCUUGGCUUGCUCUCUGUUUUCUUCCCAUCUCCAUUAGUUUAAUUUAUACUAUACGGCAAGAUGCCACAUGUAAUUAAUUAAUUAAUUAGAAGGUGAUAAGUUUAUAUAGCUAGAUGUUAGUGAAUGUUGUUUUUGCUGAUGUGAAUUCGUGUAUGGGUUA
Messenger RNA from Triticum aestivum (bread wheat), 976 nucleotides. Its product is annotated as RING-H2 finger protein ATL70-like. Lineage: Eukaryota; Viridiplantae; Streptophyta; Magnoliopsida; Poales; Poaceae. The coding region runs from base 245 to 754 and encodes 169 amino acids. The transcript has a single exon. The record is from RefSeq and is a predicted model, not a curated record.